AUGCUUCAAGCUCAGUAUUUCAUGACGGAUACCGAAAUCGCAAUCCCAGAUAUUUGCGAGAUGAAUGCAGAAACUGCCAACAGUGCUUGCCUUAGACAUUGUCAUGAUAAAUGCAACUAUGAAAUUUCGUACGAAGAUUGGAUUUUUGAACCUGACGACAUUGGUACGGAACCUUAUAUUUUUAAAUCCACACAGUUGCCAAAAAAUGAACGUUUACUCCCAACUGAGGCCAAUGGCCAUUUGGGGUACACUUUGACCUCUGAUGCAAUUUAUAUGAACGGUUUGUAUAAUGGUGAAGGUGGUAGGAGUCAUAGGGCCAGAAUUAGGGCCCAUAUAAGGUGUGGGCCAUCGAUGGAAAAUUUUGGAGGACAUUUGGAAAGGAAGAGUUUGGGACAUUAUGAGUUGGAUGUUAAGAAAGGAAUUUAUAAAUCACUACGACGUACAAAAGAAUAUAUAUAUGAAAAACUUAUUUACGCCCACAAAUUUUAUACAAGGACUUUGAUAACUCAAAUCAGGAUUAGAAAUAUUGUUAAUAGGACAUUACACAUUCCAAUGGAAUGCGAUCCUGGUCCCACAAGCCAAGACAUACGUUUCGAUCCAACAAAAUCCGGCAUCUUCAACAACGGCAAAACAAGAACAGGCAUCUACAGGGAAUGCGGCGAGACUGCCCUAGCCGAGAACAAAACCUACCAGAAAAAUUUAACACCAGUUUGCGUGUACUGGGUGAAUGCCACGGAUGUUGAAAUCCAACCGUUGGAUGUCGUUGAUGUCGUUUUGGUUCAGAGCAUGGAUAAUAAAAGAAAUAUUGCUGAGAAAGAGAUAUUGGAUGUUUUAAAUUUGGCGCCAAAAAAUUUACUAGACACCCACAUCAAGGCUUGGCAAGAAACUUGGAACGAAGCUCGCAUCGAAAUCGAAGGCGAUUUUAAAACUAUUUACGGAAGCCUCUAUUACAUUUUGAGCUCACUGCCGUCCACCAGAACGAACCAGAAACCGAUGGAGUUCUUCGGGUUGAGCCCUGGAAGUUUGGCGAGAGGAAGUGAAGUUUUGGAUUAUGAAGGUCAUAAUUUCUGGGAUACAGAAAUUUGGAUGUUCCCAGUAAUUUUACUGCUGCGACCGGAUUUAGCUGAAAUUUUGCUGCAAUAUCGAGCUUCAAAAAAAAUUGCUGCCAAAGAUUUGGCUGCGGAAAUCGGUUGCCGCGGUAUUAGGUUUCCCUGGGAAAGUGCCUUUACAGGCUACGAAACAACACCCUGUUGCCCAGAAGUUGCCAAAUAUCAACAUCAUAUCACCGCAGACGUUUCUUUUGCCAUCAGGCAAUACUUGGCAGUUAAGGACCAGAAGAUCCUUGAGGAUCACGGGUGUGAUUUGCUGUUGGACAUUGCAGAAUUUUGGAGCUCCAGGGUUGAAUUUAAUACUUCGACUCAAAAAUACGAUAUAAAUUAUGUAAUGGGACCAGAUGAGGAUCAUUUCAACAUCAAUAAUUCUGUAUACACAAAUGUGGCUGCUGGUUUGGCUUUGUAUUUGGGAGAGUACGCAAAUGCAUUUGUGGACAUUUUUCUAAUUCCCAAAAAUUAUGCAGAAAUUGCUAAACACCUAACACUACUAUACGACCAAAAAAAUUAUCAUCCCGAGUUCCAAGGAUUUAAUCCACAAACCGAGAAAAUCAAACAGGCUGAUGUGUGUAUUGGAUAUCCUUUGCAGUAUCCAAUGGAAAGUUCUACAAGGAUGAACGAUUUGAAGAUUAUGGGACCAAUAACCAGAGACAGUGGACCAGCAAUGACCUGGGCAAUGCUUCUAUAA
Molecule: messenger RNA, 1797 nt
Organism: Ctenocephalides felis (cat flea)
Lineage: Eukaryota; Metazoa; Arthropoda; Insecta; Siphonaptera; Pulicidae
Product: protein-glucosylgalactosylhydroxylysine glucosidase-like
Biological process (GO): carbohydrate metabolic process
Molecular function (GO): catalytic activity
Source: RefSeq, a predicted model, not a curated record